CGGUGAAGUCGUGAAUCCAUGCUUGAAGAUCUUUUUUAAUAUCUAAUCAAGUUUUGGCAAUGGACAUUAAACACUUAUUUGGAUAAUAUUUUAUUUAAAUUCAUGUUAUAUUCGGAUGUUAUCAAACAUCCGAUAGAAAAUUUAAAAUUUUAACUAUCUUUAUCCUGUCCUACCUUAUUUUAUUCGGUAAAAAUAUCCGGACGACCAAACCCGAAUCCGGAAGCCCUAGGAGUAAAUGUAUAAAACCCUAAAACCCAUCAACCAAAGCGGCAGAACUUAGAAGAUGAAACGCUACAACCGGAGGAAGUCCUCCGGGACGACGGAUGACGAUUCGAUAGUCCUCCCCGAAGACCUAUUGAUCGAGAUCCUAAAGAGACUCCCCGUCAAGUCCCUCUGCCGGUUCCGUUGCGUCUCCACUAGCUGGCGCUCCCUCAUCUCCGACCCUCGCUUCAUCGACUCGCAUCUGACUCACUCCGCCACUCGCCCAAACCUCAUCGUCAGUUUCCCCGACCCAAAGGCCGGCCGCCAAGGAGGCCUACGGAUCUUCUCGGCCGACCAAUCUGACCCUCGGGACGGUCAACACCAGAUGGCUAGACCUCUCUUUUCACUCCGUGGCUGGACUUCUUACGUUCCGCAGUCUCUCCACGGCCUCAUCAGCCUGAAAGUCGGCAGUCAUGUCAAGAUCUGCAAUCCCAGCACUAGGAAGUACGUGGCUUUCAAAUCGCCUAGAAUAAAACGGCGUUCUGGUCGUUGGUCAUACUUUCAACAAACGGAAACCUUUGGGUUCGAUCCUGUCGAGAGGACGCACAAGGUUUUAAGCACAUGGGUGGUUAUUGGGGGCGUUCGCGAGUUCAUCAUGGAGGCGUGGGUGCUCACUCUUGGGACAAAGGAGUGGAGGCGGGUCGAGGGCUGUCCUCCCCAUCAUAAGAAGGAUAAUGAGUUCUGCUUCAAUGGGGUGGUCUACUAUACGGCGUGGUAUUUAUCACACGGGUUCCGUCCAGACAAUUGCCUGGUGGCGUUCGAUGUUCGGGCGGAGAGCUUUCGCGUGAUUACGAUUCCCGUCGGAGCCAUUGAAGUUGGACACGCGCCCCUCCUCAUUGAAUUCGAGGGGCGCGUCGCGAUGGUGGGUUGUGGCGAUGCUCUCUCUUGGGAUGAGAUUGUCAUGUGGAUCCUCGAGGACUCCGACCGGGAGAUCUGGAAGAAGAGAGUUUUCGUCCUGCCCCCGUGUUGGAAGGACAUGGUCGCGGAUCGUCGAGUUUUUCCAGUGGGUACGGUUGGUUCCGGCGAGCUGUUGUUCGCACCUCGAACCUUACGGAACCCUGUGUGCGUGUUUUACUACAAUCUGAAGACCAACGGCUGUAGGCGGAGUGAGAUUUACGGGUUGCCCGAGCCUCCUGAAUAUUGUCAUUUGACUUUUUCUGAUCAUGUGGAGAGUUUACAGCCGCCGAGAGGUCUUUCCGGUGGAAGCCAAGCCCGCCAACUAUUCCUGGCAGCCUGAACUUCAUACCACUCAUUGAUUGGUUCUGAAGUCUGCGCUCAAACUGUGUAAUUGGCAAUUUGUUUUGAGGCUGGAAGAUGAACAGCUGCGGUAAGUAUUAGUCUUGUUGAAGUGUCGGCUGCCGCAUUAGCAAUUUAUUUCAUGUUUAC
Messenger RNA from Rhodamnia argentea, 1647 nucleotides. Its product is annotated as putative F-box protein At2g19630. Lineage: Eukaryota; Viridiplantae; Streptophyta; Magnoliopsida; Myrtales; Myrtaceae. The transcript has a single exon. The record is from RefSeq and is a predicted model, not a curated record. Bases 284 to 1498 code for a protein of 404 amino acids. Gene Ontology annotation, molecular function: protein binding.